AUGUUCAGCGCAACCCAAUCGUCCAAGGCCGAGUUCCUGGACAAGGCCCGGCAGGCCCGGGAGGAGCGCCGGGAGCAGAAGGAACGUGAGCAGGCUGCGGUGCGGAUCCAAGCCCUCGUCCGAAGGUUUCUGUGCCGCUGUCGGCUGCAGCGGAAAAUCAGGAGCGAAGUGGAUAAUUUCUUUCACACCAGUGGUCCUGCCAAGAAGACGGCUCUUUCGCUGUUUAAAAUCUCCCGAAAGCUGCUCUUUAUUUUCAAGCUCCCUCAGGACAAAGAGAGAUUUGAAAAGCUGUGCCGCUGCAUCCUUAGCAGCAUGGAGGCAGAAAAUGAUCCUAAAGUGUGGUACGUAUCCCUUGCACUCUCUAAGGAGCUGACUCUCCUAUGGAUCCAGCAAGUGAAGGAUGUGCUAUGGAUUUGCUGUGAAUUUCUGAAGCUGCUCAAGCCAGACAUCUUGCAAGAUUCAAAACUGGUAAAUUUGCACCUCACGAUGCUGGUGACUUUUACAGACACCUCUACCUGGAAAAUCCUGCAGGGAAAAGGAGAAGCCCUGCGCCACGCCAUGAAUCACAUCUGUGCAAAUAUCAUGGGACAUCUCAACCAGAAAGGGUUUUACUCUGUGCUCCAGAUUUUGCUGACAAACGGUUUGGCAAGGUCUCAACCUGCCUUUUCCAAAGGCACCUUAACAGCGGCUUUUUCUCUUGCACUGCGCCCGGUGGUUGCGGCUCAGUUUUCUGACAAUCUCUUGCGAUCCUUUUUGAUCCACAUCAUGUCCGUGCCAGCCAUCACGAGCCAUCUUGCAACACUGACACCGGAGCGCCUGGCAGUGAUGGAAUCCCAGGAUCUCCUGCGCAGGUUCCUGUUGUUCUUGAGCCGGGAAGAGCAAUGCAGAGACGUCUGUGUGUGUCUGGAAGGAAGCCACACGCUCUGCCUUCUGGGCAACCUCAUCUACUUGGGCUCGCUGAAUGAGAAGGUGCUGCAGGAGGAGACCCCCCACUUUGUGAGCGUCCUGACGCAGACGCUCUGCUACUGCCAGAAGUACGUCUCACAGAAGAAGUCCAACCUCACCCACUGGCACCCGGUCCUUGGCUGGUUCUCCCAGACGGUGGAUUAUGGCCUGAACGAGUCGAUGCCUUUGCUCACCAAGCAGCUUCAGCACCUCUGGGGGGCCCACAUGAUCCGGAUCCUCUUCAGCGACGUGCUCAGCAAAAAGCUACUGGAGAGCCAAGAAGCUGCUCGCCAGCACCCGCCAGCCUCCUCCCCACAAAGCAGCCUGCCCGUGAAGAGUCUCUUCAGACGCGCCUUCCAGAAAUCGACCUCCGUCCGCAACAUCCUGAAGCCCAUCGGCGGCAAAAGGGUGGAUUCGGCGGAGGUGCAGAAGGUGUGCAGCAUCUGCGUCCUGUACCAGAUGGCCCUGACCACCUUGACGCAGAUCCGGCUGCAGAUCCUCACAGGCCUCACCUACCUGGACGACCUCCUGCCCAAGCUCUGGGCCCUCAUCUGUGAGCUGGGCCCCCAGGGGGGCCUGAAGGUCUUCCUGGAGUGCUUGAACAACCACACGGAGGAGUCCAAGCGUCUGCUGGCCAUGCUGAUGCUCUUCUGCGACUGCUCGCGCCAUCUGAUCACGAUACUUGACGACAUUGAAGUCUACGAAGAGCAGAUCUCCUUCAAGCUGGAAGAGCUGGUUACGAUCUCCUCUUUCCUGAACUCCUUUGUCUUUAAGAUGAUCUGGGACGGGAUUUUGGAGAAUGCGAAGGGGGAAACCCUGGAGCUCUUCCACUCGGUCCACAGCUGGCUGAUGGUCCUCUACGAGAGGGACUGCCGGCGGCGUUUUGCUCCCGAAGAACACUGGCUGCGCAAGGACCUCAAGCCCAACUUGCUGUUCCAGGAGCUCGACAAAGAUCGCAAGCGAGCCCAGCUGGUCCUGCAGUACAUCCCUCACGUCGUCCCCCACAAAAAUCGGGUUCUUCUCUUCCGGAAUAUGGUCACCAAAGAGAAAGAGCAGCUGGGCUUGGUGGAGACCAGCUCUGCGUCGCCUCACGUCACCCACAUCACGAUCCGUCGGUCCCGCAUGCUGGAGGACGGCUACGAGCAGCUGCGCCAGCUCUCCCAGAACGCCAUGAAGGGCGUCAUCCGGGUGAAGUUUGUGAACGACCUGGGCAUGGACGAAGCGGGCAUCGACCAGGACGGCGUCUUCAAGGAGUUCUUGGAGGAGAUCAUCAAGAAGGUCUUUGACCCAGCGCUCAACCUCUUCAAGACCACCAGCGGGGACGAGAGGCUGUACCCGUCCCCCACCGCUUACAUCCACGAGAACUUCCUGCAGCUCUUUGAGUUUGUCGGGAAGAUGCUUGGAAAAGCUGUUUAUGAGGGAAUUGUGGUGGACGUUCCCUUUGCCUCCUUCUUCCUGAGCCAGUUGCUUGGCCAUCACCACAGCGUCUUCUACAGCUCGGUGGACGAGCUUCCCUCCUUGGACUCCGAGUUCUAUAAGAACCUGACCUCCAUCAAGCGCUACGAAGGAGACACCAGCGACUUGGGCCUAACCCUCUCCUACGAUGAAGACGUGAUGGGCCAGCUUGUGUGCCACGAACUCAUUCCAGGAGGAAAGACCAUCCCCGUGACCAACGAGAACAAGAUCAGCUACAUCCACCUGAUGGCCCACUUCCGCAUGCACACCCAGAUCAAGAACCAGACGGCCGCUUUCAUCAGCGGGUUCCGGUCCAUCAUCAAGCCCGAGUGGAUCCGCGUCUUCUCCGCACCUGAGUUGCAGCGGUUGAUAUCUGGAGACAAUGCCGAGAUCGACCUGGAGGACUUGAAGAAACACACCGUCUACUACGGGGGCUUCCAUGGCAGCCACAGGGUCAUCCUCUGGCUCUGGGACAUCCUUGCCCACGACUUCAGCCCCGAGGAAAGAGCCAUGUUUCUCAAGUUUGUUACCAGUUGCUCCCGGCCGCCACUCCUGGGCUUCGUCUACCUCAAGCCCCCCUUCUCCAUCCGGUGCGUGGAAGUGUCGGACGACCAGGACACGGGGGACACCCUGGGCAGCGUUCUGCGGGGCUUCUUCACCAUCCGGAAGAAGGAGCCGGGGGGGCGCCUGCCCACUUCCUCCACCUGUUUCAACCUCCUGAAGCUGCCCAACUACAGCAAGAAGAGCGUCCUGAGGGAGAAGCUGCGCUACGCCAUCAGCAUGAACACGGGCUUUGAGCUCUCGUAGCAGCCCUGGCGGGAGAGAAGAGACCGGGACCGGCUGGCCAGACGAGCAGCGCCUUCCCGGGGCCCUGGGAACUCCGGGACCGUGCCCAG
Messenger RNA from Protobothrops mucrosquamatus (brown spotted pit viper), 3296 nucleotides. It is a transcript of the gene UBE3B, whose product is annotated as ubiquitin protein ligase E3B. Gene Ontology annotation, biological process: ubiquitin-dependent protein catabolic process; protein polyubiquitination. NCBI's taxonomy places the organism in Eukaryota, Metazoa, Chordata, Lepidosauria, Squamata, Viperidae. The transcript is spliced from 26 exons. The record is from RefSeq and is a predicted model, not a curated record. Gene Ontology annotation, molecular function: ubiquitin protein ligase activity; protein binding. Bases 1 to 3207 code for a protein of 1068 amino acids.